Lotus japonicus is the source of this 3775-nucleotide messenger RNA. RefSeq names its product probable starch synthase 4, chloroplastic/amyloplastic. The transcript is spliced from 16 exons. Gene Ontology annotation, molecular function: alpha-1,4-glucan glucosyltransferase (UDP-glucose donor) activity. Lineage: Eukaryota; Viridiplantae; Streptophyta; Magnoliopsida; Fabales; Fabaceae. The coding region runs from base 284 to 3304 and encodes 1006 amino acids. The record is from RefSeq and is a predicted model, not a curated record.
CUCCUUCCUUCCUGCGGAUAAAUAAGAUUCGAACUCAUUAGAUUCCUGUAAAAUCAAAUAAAAAUAAUAAUAUCCUCCAUGUGCGCUGUGUGGCAAUAACGUUCCUCUUCUUCACUCUUCUAAGCAACUCAACUCUCAACCCAAACCCCAAUAACAAACCAAGAAAACCACCGUAACCGUUUCUCUCUUCUUCUUCUUCUUCUUCUUCUUCUUCUUCUUCUUCUUCUUCUCAUGACACAACAACACUUCACAGAGAAGAUUCAUUGAUUCAAACAACACAAAAAUGGCUUCCAAGCUCACAACGUGUUUCUUGUGCUGGAAUCUCACCGCCUUCAACUGCAACCACCGCAACGCCGCCGCGCCGGUGGUGCGUUUUCCAUUUCCACCUGCUUCUUGCAAAAUGCGACACCGCGCUCUCAGUUCUCAGAAUAAGAAACAACAACAAAUCAAGAAAGCACAGCCUUCUACUCCCAAUCCGAAUCAACAAGAUGACUCCGAGCUUAACACGCCUUCAUCCGCUGGUAAUGCUGGUAGCAGUGUGCCGAACUUGAACACUGAGGAUGAUGAUGAUGAUGAUGAUGAUUCUGAUGCUGUUGACAAUACCAUGGCUUUGGUAAACAUAGAUGGUGUAGAGCAGGCUGAAAAGUCGGUAUCUAGUGGUCAACUUGAGGAUUUAUUAGGCAUGAUAAGAGAUGCAGAGAAAAACAUCCUUCUUUUAAAUCAGUCUAGAGUUCGCACACUUGAAGAUCUUGAAAAGAUUCUUGCUGAAAAGGAAGCAUUACAACGAGAAAUUAGUGUCUUAGAGAUGAGGGUGGCAGAGACUGAUGCGUGGAUGAAAGUUGCUACCCAGGAAAAGAUACACGUAGAACAAUUGGAGGGUCAGUUAGAGAAACUGCGUGAUGAAUUGACUCACAAGGGUAGUAGUGCUGAAGGAAGGAAUGCUGAAUUUCAGGACCUUCAAAAUGGAGAUCUAAGUGAUGCAUACCAUAUAAGUCAUAUCGAUCACAUUCAUUCCCUUACCGAGGAGCUCAAUUCAUUGAGGGAAGAAAAUGGCACUUUGAAGAAUGCAAUAGAAUCAUUGAAAACACAGCGUGAUGAAGUAAAAAACAAUGAUGAGCGUUUAGUGGUAUUGGAAAAGGAAAGGUCAUCUUUGGAGUCAGCCUUAAAGGAGUUGGAAUCAAAACUCUCAACAUCUGAGGAAGAUGUUUCUGAGCUGUCUACACUUAGAGUUGAAUGCAAGGGUUUAUGGGAUAAGGUUGAAAAUUUGCAAUUCUUGCUAGAUACAGCAACCAAACAAGCUGAUCAAGCUAUUAUAGCGCUGCAACAAAAUCAGGAUCUUCAAAAGAAGGUUGAUAAAUUGGAGGCAUCCCUUGAAGAAGCUAAUAUCUAUAAGCUAUCAUCUGAAAAAUUGCAAAAAUACAGUCAGCUAAUGCAACAAAAGAUAAAUCUAUUGGAGGACCGUCUUCAAAAAUCAGAUGAAGAGAUAAGCUCUUAUAUUCAAAUGUAUCAACAGUCAGUGAAGGAAUUUCAAGAUACACUUGAUACCUUGAAAGUAGAAAGCAGGGGAAAGGAAGUGGAUGAACCAGUGGAAGAUAUGCCAUGGGAAUUUUGGAGUCAAUUAUUGCUUCUAAUUGAUGGUUGGGCACUUGAAAAUAAAAUAUCAGUAGAUGAUGCAAAGCUUUUGAGAGAAAAGGUGUGGAAGAGAGACAAGCGUAUUAGGGAUGUAUAUAUGGCUUGCAAAGAACAGAGUGAACAUGAGGUUAUUACUGCAUUUCUUGGGCUUACGUCAUCUGUAACAAGUCCAGGAUUAUAUGUGAUUCAUAUUGCGGCAGAGAUGGCACCAGUAGCUAAGGUUGGUGGUUUGGGGGAUGUUGUCAGUGGUCUAGGUAAAGCAUUGCAAAAGAAAGGACACCUUGUUGAAAUUGUGCUGCCCAAAUAUGAUUGUAUUCAAUAUGACCGCAUCCGUGACUUUAGGGUUUUGGAUGUAGUGAUAGAGUCAUACUUUGAUGGUCAAUUAUUCAAAAAUAAAAUCUGGGUUGGCACUAUUGAAGGUCUUCCUGUUUAUUUCAUUGAGCCUCAGCAUCCUGAUAAGUUCUUUUGGAGAGGAAAUUUUUAUGGCGAACAUGAUGAUUUCAGACGAUUUUCAUAUUUUAGUCGUGCAGCUCUUGAGUUUCUUCUUCAUGCUGGCAAGAAGCCAGAUAUCAUUCAUUGCCAUGACUGGCAGACAGCGUUCAUUGCUCCUUUAUAUUGGGAUAUAUAUGUCCCAAAAGGAUUAAAUUCAGCUAGGAUAUGUUUUACAUGUCACAACUUUGAGUAUCAAGGGUCUGCAGCAGCUUCCGAGUUGGAAUCAUGUGGUCUUCAUUCCCACCAUUUAAACAGACCUGAUAGAAUGCAGGACAACUCAGCACAUGAUAGAGUCAAUUCUGUCAAGGGUGGAAUUGUUUUCUCAAACAUUGUGACAACAGUGUCUCCUACUUACGCCCAAGAAGUGAGAACUGCAGAGGGAGGACAUGGCCUCCAUUCAACUCUUUCUGUCCACUCCAAAAAGUUCUUUGGUAUUCUAAAUGGCAUUGACACUGAUACAUGGAAUCCUGCCACUGACUCAUUUCUUGAAGUCCAGUACAAUGCAAAUGAUCUUCAAGGGAAAGCAGAAAACAAGGAAGCCUUGAGAAGGAGCCUAGGUCUUUCAUCUUCAGAUGUUAGGAGGCCCUUGGUUGGCUGCAUUACAAGAUUGGUUCCUCAGAAAGGUGUUCAUCUUAUUAGACAUGCGAUAUAUCUAACACUGGAGAUGGGAGGACAAUUUGUUCUACUUGGUUCAAGUCCUGUGUCACAUAUUCAGAGAGAAUUUGAGGGCAUUGCCAACCACUUUCAGAACCAUGAUCACAUAAGGUUGAUUUUGAAGUAUGAUGAAUCUCUCUCCCAUGCCAUUUACGCAGCAUCUGACAUGUUCAUCAUUCCAUCAAUCUUCGAACCUUGUGGCCUAACGCAGAUGAUAGCAAUGAGAUAUGGUGCAAUACCCAUUGUCAGAAAAACCGGUGGCCUAAAUGACAGCGUUUUCGAUGUUGAUGAUGAUGCAAUACCUUCACAGUUUCGGAAUGGAUUCACAUUUUUGAAUGCCAAUGAGGAGGGAUUAAGUGAUGCUUUGGUCCGUGCACUUGACCUCUAUAUGAACAAUCCUGAAAGUUGGAAGCAACUUGUACAGAAGGACAUGAACAUAGAUUUCAGUUGGGAGUCUUCAGCUGCACAAUAUGUGGAGCUCUACUUAAGGGCUACCUCUAGAGCAAGGGCUCUAAAACAAGCUUAAUUGAUCCAAUGGAGGCUUUUCCGUGCUAUCCAUUCAAUUUUGUUAGUUUCCUACACAGAGAAGAGAGCUCAGAUUUAAUGUUCAGUUAGCAUGAUUUGAUUUGACUGAGCACACUAUCAUGAUUGUGAAUGAAUAGAUAGAACAUUGUGAAUAUGACAUUGCUGCUGAAAUUGGGCUGCUGGAUUAGUUCCCAUGCAUCAUCGCCCAGUCACUCCUUCCUUAUUUGAUAGUAUUCUUCAGGUUGAUCAUAGAAGCAACCUUUCUCAUACGUUGACGAAUCCUAGGUGAUAUUUCAACUCAGCCAUGCCUUGCAAGAAUGUAUAAACAUUUUUUUUUCUUUUUUUUUUCAUCUCUUGAAUAGUAUACAAAAGUCAUACGUGUAAAGCAUUGUAAUGUAGCUCUAUUCUUAGAAUGUAUAAUGAAUUGUAAUCAAAUAUCAAACAAAAGAAAAUGUUAGCCCUUUUCUCAGUA